Messenger RNA from Solanum pennellii, 2746 nucleotides. Its product is annotated as U-box domain-containing protein 15. Gene Ontology annotation, biological process: protein ubiquitination; cell surface receptor signaling pathway. The transcript has 4 exons. The record is from RefSeq and is a predicted model, not a curated record. Gene Ontology annotation, cellular component: cytoplasm; nucleus. NCBI's taxonomy places the organism in Eukaryota, Viridiplantae, Streptophyta, Magnoliopsida, Solanales, Solanaceae. Gene Ontology annotation, molecular function: protein binding; ubiquitin-protein transferase activity. Bases 170 to 2119 code for a protein of 649 amino acids.
UGUCGAAUUUUGAGAUUGACCGAAAAGAGAAAAAUCAAAUCCAGAAAAUUUCUUCGAAAUUAUUAGGGUUUUGAUUUUUCUAUCCUCCAAGAAACAAACAACCUAUAAUUUAUUGAAUCCAAAAUUCACAUUUUUAUUAUUAUUGGUUUUGUUUCUUGGAGGUUUUCAAAUGGUAUCAGCUGGGGAAAUAGAAUUUGAACAAGGGUUUAAAAUGGAUGAAGAAAAUGAUCAAUCAAAUCAAAUUACAACUCCUAUUGAUAAUAAGGAUUUGGUAUACGAACUUAUGGGUAUAAUUCAUAUUAUAAGUUCUUACGCAGAAUUUAGGAGGACUCAAAGAAAGGAAAGUCGUAAUCUUGUACGUAGGAUGAAACUUUUAUUACCCCUUUUAGAAGAAAUUCGAGAUUUCAAAGGAAAAAUACCUGAAUCAGGUGUUCAAUGUUUGGUGAAAAUGAAGAAGGCAUUUCAUUCUGCUAAAAAGUUGUUAAAAACUUGUCAUUGUGGUAGCAAACUUUAUCUGGCUUUGGAAAGUGAGGCUGUUAUAAGGAGAUUUCAUUCUGUAUAUGAAAAAUUAAGCCAAACUUUGGAUGGAAUGCCUUAUGAAGAACUUGGUAUUUCAGAUGAAGAGAAAGAACAGGUGGAGUUGAUGAUCAUUCAAUUUAAAAGGUCUAAGAAACGAAUUGAUACUCAAGAUAUGGAACUCGCGAUGGAUUUGAUGGUUUCAUUGUCCACGGAGAAUGAUCGAAAUGCAGAUAGUGCUAGUAUAGAAAGGCUAGCGAAAAAACUGGAAUUGCAUACAGUUGAGGAUUUAAAAGCUGAAAUGAUAUCAGUUAAUGAAGUUAUAAAAGAAAGACGAUCACAUAAUGCUGAGAACACACAACGAAUCGUUGAUCUUCUUGACAAAUUGAAGAAAUUAGCCGGUAUGGAAGAAACUGGUCCUUGUGAUGAACCUGUUAUGCCUAAAGCUCUCGAGAAAUCAACCUCGAUAGCUAUACCAAACGAGUUUCUUUGUCCUAUCACAUUACAGAUUAUGGCUGAUCCGGUUAUUAUCUCAACAGGACAGACGUAUGAAAGAGAUAGUAUACAACAGUGGUUGGAUUCAAAUCAUCAUACAUGUCCGAAAACGGGGGAAACUUUGACACAUUUGUCAUUAGCACCAAACUUUGCUCUAAGGAAUUUAAUUGAAGAGUGGUGUUCGAAAAACAACUUUCAACUUCCAGCAAAAGAGGCUCCAACGAACCCUGAAAGUCCUUGUGCUGGGAGUGAUGAAAAGCUAUUGUCGUUGAUUAAAGACCUGUCUUUUAGUCAUUUAGAAGUGCAGAGAAAGGCUGUAACAAAGAUCAGAAUGCUUUCGAAAGAAAAUCCAGAGAAACGAACAUUGAUAGCUAAUUAUGGAGGAAUUCCACCACUGGUGUUGCUACUUUCCUAUCCGGAUUCAAAAAUCCAGGAACAUGCUGUGACAGCUCUUUUAAACUUGUCAAUCGAUGAAUCAAACAAGAAACUUAUAUCCAGAGAAAACGCGAUUCCUGAAAUAAUAGAGAUUUUGCAAAAUGGAAGUGUUGGAGCUAAAGAGAACUCUGCAGCAGCAUUAUUUAGCUUAUCAAUGCUUGAUGAAAACAAAGUAGCUAUAGGUUCGUUAAAUGGCAUCCCUCCGUUGAUUGAUCUGUUAAAAAACGGAACGAUCAGAGGGAGGAAGGAUGCCAUUACUGCACUUUUCAAUCUAUGUUUCAACCAUGCUAACAAAAGUAUCGCGAUCCAAGCUGGGAUUGUAGCACCAUUACUUCAACUACUAGAGGAAAAACACUUAGACAUGGUUGAUGAGACAUUGUCAAUAUUGUUGAUUCUCGCGACUCAUCCAGAAGGCAGACAGGUAAUUGGAAAGCUUUCCUUCAUCGAAACACUUGUAAAUUUGAUGAAGGAUGGCACUCCCAAGAACAAGGAAUGUUCUGUUGCUGUGCUUUUCGAGUUGAGUACCUAUAAUUCAAAUCUUAUGCUUGCUGCUCUUCAAUACGGCGUGUAUGAAUAUCUAGUAGAGAUAAGUAAGGAGGGAACUGAUCGCGGCCAAAGGAAAGCAAAAUCAAUACUACAACUUAUGACCAAAACUGAGCAGAUCCCAUAUUGACAAUGCAAAGUCCAAAUGUACAUCUGCUUAGCAUUUGGCUCGUCCUGUCGUCCAUGUAGGUCAACUUGGAUCUAUGUCCAAAUUAACGAAUAUAUAUUUGUUACAUGUUAUAUAAUGUAAGAAAAAGAAACAAAACACGAGUGCUAAAUAGAACUCGUUGAAGGGUUGUCUCUUUAGAAAAGGUAAAAGAAGUCCUAACGGAAACUCUGUGAAGAACUUUCUGCAAUGAUUCAAGGCAAAGUUAGAAGAAUUUUUACAGGAAUAUUUCUCCUUGUAAUCCAGGUAUGAUCAUAGACUAUGUUACUCGGACUUUUCAAAAAUGUUGACAAGUGCAUGUCAGAUACUCCAAAAAAAUAGUGCAUUUUGGAGAAUCUAACACAGAUGCAACAAUAAGUUUGAAGAGUCAAAUCAUAGAUUGUGAACUUGCAUUACAAUCUAGUGUUGAUUAGAUGGAUGUGAUUGUUUUUAUGUGACUAAUGAAAACAAAUCAAUGGAGAAGAAUCAUGGGAAAAUGUGUGUUGUUGAUAUUGUAAAUAUUGUUUUAGUUCUCCUUGGACAUUGUUUUUUCUUCUUUUCCUAUUGAAAGCUUGUAACUAUUAAAUACAAAAAUCAAACCCCUUAAGAAAA